UUUUGUCAGCACCAUACAGAGGUCGCGACAAGUCGUACGCGGGGGGCUCCAACUAGUUUUUCGUUUUCUGACAUCGCGGUCGGAUAUACAGGAAGAAUUGUCCAUUAGUAAUCCGCUCGCCUUUUACCAACGAUAUGUUUCUGUACGCUCCGAUCGCAGCAGCCACUACCGCUCUCGUUCUGUUCGCGGGCUUGGUGCUCGGACAGAACAGUGAUUUCCAAUGUCCGUCGAAACCGGGAUUUUAUCCGGAUCAGAUACAAUGUGACCUGUACUAUCAUUGCACUGCGGACGGCGAGCUGACGGAAAAACUAUGCCCCGACGGUCUGCUGUUCGACGACUCCAACCCUAGCCACGAGAAGUGCGACACCUCCAUAAACGUGGACUGCGGCACGAGAACCGCUCAACAGGAACCGAAAACAUCCAAAGGUUGUCCUCGGGCCAACGGCUAUUACAGGCAUUGGGAUGAAGGCGUUUGCGACAAGUUCGUCAACUGCGUCGAGGGCGUUGCCAACGAAAUGCCGUGCCCACCUGGUUUGAUAUACGACGAUUCCACCAGCUCUUGCGCCUGGUCGACAGACAGCAAGCGACAGUGCACGACGACCAAAAAAGACGCUCUUACUGACGGUUUCUCGUGCCCGGAUGGUGAUGUGAUUGGUCCGAACGGCAGAAUCUUACCUCACCCGACCUUUGCGCACCCAGACGACUGUCAGAAGUUCUACAUCUGUCGAAACGGCGUUACCCCACAAUACGGAAGCUGUUCCGGGGGUUUGGUAUACAACGAAGUGUCGUUCAAGUGCGAUGACCCGGAAAACGUCCCUGGUUGUGAGAAUUACUUCGAAAAUGAAGACGAGAAGAAGAAUGGAAAAAAUUAAAAUCUCAUUUGUACUAGUGAAUUAUUUUAUAUUUAAAUGCAAAAUAAAUAAUACUAUUGUUUUAAAAGGUAAUCACUGUAUAUUAAACUUUAUUUUAAUUGCAUCUUAAAACUUGCCCAACAAUGAAUUGUGUUAAGUUUAAUAAAUCCUUGAAAUACUAAUAUGAUAA
Sipha flava (yellow sugarcane aphid) is the source of this 1041-nucleotide messenger RNA. RefSeq names its product protein obstructor-E-like. Bases 135 to 872 code for a protein of 245 amino acids. Gene Ontology annotation, cellular component: extracellular region. Gene Ontology annotation, molecular function: chitin binding. The record is from RefSeq and is a predicted model, not a curated record. The transcript is spliced from 5 exons. Lineage: Eukaryota; Metazoa; Arthropoda; Insecta; Hemiptera; Aphididae.